AUGGCAGCCGAAUUAAGUCAGCCACUUAGCCACAUGUCAGGCAACAGGUUGGCAGCCAAAUGUAUAUCAACGGCGUUGGUGCUUUGUCUCUCGCCGCUCUCUGAGCAGAAUCAGCAGGCCACCUCUUUAAAGGUUCGAGUGUCCUUUGCCGAUUUGAGCUUCCUGCUUUGGGGUCUCAUUGGUGUUUGGCUGUAUCACAGCAAAUCUUGGUGUGGAGGGGUUGGGCCUGUGCUCUGGGCUUGUCUCUUCGAUGUCUCACGGGUUACUCCUCAUAUGUUCGUAAAUUUUCUGUGCCCGACCACGACCACGACCACGACCAUGACCCUCAUUCACAUUAAUUGUUGGCAAGUCCUCAUUGUACAGAGUCCGCUAGGCGACUCGUUCAAAAGUAUAUCAAAUGCUUUAGCCUGGCCAAGUCGCGCCUUGGGAGAUAUCCAGUCACACAUCGACUGGGAUCUGUCGGACACCCAAACACUUCCACCCAUCACGGCCGAACUCCGCUUCGUACGACACUAUGCUCUAUGUCUCGUCCCCAAAGGUGUUUGGAAUAGGGACGACUUGACUCGACUUGAAAAAAUACAGCAGGCCUGGGUUUGGGAGCACACUGGGAAAAAGGCGGAACUCCGAGACCCAACGCGACUGGCCCGUGAAGUCAUCCAGAAGAUUGAUGCUGUGCAAGAUAUUGGUGAAACACAACUCAAUCCAGACGCCGAAGUGAUAGUCUAUCAGCGAUUAUUCUGUGCUUGGGGUCCGUACCACCCCUUGUUCUGGAACUGUCAUGAUCUCGCUAUCCGCUUAGCAUAUGUCAUUCUCGGAGAAUCCGCCGGCGAACUCCUACGAGAACUACUCGGAAGCUUGAAGCGUGUGGUAGGCUCCGUUCUCCAGGAGGCUACCUCGAUCAGUCUUGGGGCACUUCACUUGAUUAGUGCUGCUACUAUGGGCAAUGCAUAUAGGUUGGUCAUACGCCAGUAUGAACUGGCGAAUGCAGUGCACAUCGCUUUAUAUGCACUCUACAAAAAGGCUUCGGGUGCGCCGACCGACGAAGCGGACGAAGACUCAGCUCGCGGUCAAGCUGAGCCACCAUGUCGACGCAGUAUUCAUUUAGAGCAAGUGUUUCCAGAGUUGGGGCGACUUCACGAAGUUCUUGCCACAUGUGGUUACGGGGCCAGUAUGUAA
Messenger RNA from Microdochium trichocladiopsis, 1176 nucleotides. RefSeq lists its product as uncharacterized. The record is from RefSeq and is a predicted model, not a curated record. Lineage: Eukaryota; Fungi; Ascomycota; Sordariomycetes; Xylariales; Microdochiaceae. The transcript is spliced from 4 exons. Bases 1 to 1176 code for a protein of 391 amino acids.